This is a messenger RNA of Penicillium brevicompactum, 2214 nucleotides long. RefSeq lists its product as uncharacterized. The transcript has 2 exons. NCBI's taxonomy places the organism in Eukaryota, Fungi, Ascomycota, Eurotiomycetes, Eurotiales, Aspergillaceae. The record is from RefSeq and is a predicted model, not a curated record. The coding region runs from base 1 to 2214 and encodes 737 amino acids.
AUGGUUCUUCCCUCCUGCAGUUGGCCGCCUGACCUGCAGCUCUCACGCUGCCAUCCGACCCUGCUCACCUCGAAUCCUCUCUUCCCCGACUGGAACCUCUUCCUCCUACACACACACCUCCUCUCCUCCCCCAUAAUGCAUACCGGUCUAAAUGUUCCGUCCUCCGGACUGGCUCUCCUCCCUGGAGAUCAGUCCGGAGACCUCUCCGCUCGGCCGAAUCAGAUCAUGCGGCUGAACCUGGUGCAGAGCACGCUGGAUGAUCUGAUCGACAGCCUGAGGAAGGAACAGCCGGCUCGACUCCGCCUGGGCAAACACCCGUCUCUCCAUUACGGGGGCAAGUCCCAGACCUUCCAUGCGUAUCCCGAAACACAUCGCUCCGAACUCUACCAUAGCUCCGAAGAAUCUUUGUAUUUCACGGGGGUGCUGAGCCACAGUUUGGAAGUGGAAAAGGCUAAAAAUGACACGGCGGCGACCGAUCAGGCAUUAGCAGACCUGGAAGAAAAACUAAAUGCUCACGAGAGAGGGAAAGAAUCGAAAAAGACACACAUAAUCUCUCACCCCGAUGACAAGAUCGAGCUCGAAAAGGACCGCUUCCUCAAGACCGCCGCCAAUCGUUCUCUCACUGCUAGUCCUACUCUGGGUGCUCCCAAAUCUCCAGCUCUCACCAUGACGCCCACCUCAGCUCCCAUGUUGCAAUCUCGGGAUCGAGAGAGGCUCGAUGCCCUCAAGAUCCCGUUCAUUCACUUGCUCGCCAUUCGUCCCGUCACCGUUCAAUUCAUGUCCCGCCAGACACGCACCACCCACGGAGACUGCACCGUGCUCGCCGAGAAGUUCGGCAUACAGAACCGCAUCCUGACCGAGAAGUUUGAUCUGAAGGACAAGGUUUACAAGGAUCUCGACGUGUGGAAAUUCAAUUACACCGAGGAGGACCGAAAGAUGGCAAUUGAGAACUCCAUCUCUGCUUUUGAUCGCAUGCGUGUUUCCAAGUCCGAUCCCAUCUGGCAAAAGCUUCUUCCGAAGAACGAGCGAGGCCAGGGCAAAUGCUUGUCACGCCUCAACCUCCGCACCGCCCCACCCCCGAAACCCGCCAAAGCCAAAACCAGUGGCGACGAGUCGGGCAAAGACGAGGUCGACCACGCCUCAAAGGCAUCUGCGUCUGGGUCCAAGACCACUACAACUUCGAACAAGGCCCGAGUGUCGGACAAGGAUUUCCCCAAGCCAAAGCCCAAGUCCAAGGCCACCAACAGCACCCUCACCGGACGAGUCACCAAGAAAGCCGCCACCAAGGCCCCCGCCAAAGUGGACGGCAACAGCAAGAUCAAGUCUGCCGAGUAUGUCCACGACUCAGACGAUGAUGACGAUGUUGAGAUGCUCGAUGCACCUCCCGCGCCUACCCCCAAGCCUCAGCCGGAACACAAGCGGGGACCAUCCAAUGUCAAGGCUCCACCUCCGAAGAUCAAGGCCCCAGCGAAGCCUCGUCCCACUGAGACUCCUUCGGUCCCUGCUAAGGCUCCUUCCAAGGUCCCCAAGUCCGAGGUCCCCAAGCAUGAGACCGCAAAGCCCAAGCUGGAGCCAACCAAGUCAACCCCCAAGGUUACGGCCUCGAAGCGCCCUCCCUCUCGGCCCUCCACUUCGCCUCAGAAGCCAUCUCCACUUGGAUCGUCUCCUCCAGCCAAUGCAUCUGAUCGCGCCGGUCGCAACCGGUCCGAUAGCCAGAACCAAUCGUCCGGUUCAUCCUCAUCCUCGCCUCUCGUGGUCCAGCACGCCAAGGCCAAGGCCGGUUCAUCCACUGCUGUUACCAAACCUGCGGCCGCUAAAACUACGAGCCAGCCGAAUGGUGUUAUCAAACCCGCUGCCAACCCAUUGAAACGCAAGGCAGAGCCUGACCGCCUGUCCGUGCCCCAAGCAGGCCGACCCACCGGCAAUCUCGAGGCCAAGCGCCGCCGAGCGGUCAGCACCACCUCUAGCGGUGGCAGCACUGGCAGUGCGUCACCUCCAAUGAGCCACCAGAUCUUGUGGCAGAAGCUGCAGGAAAAGUCUCGGAAGUUCAAGCGCUUCUACAGCAAGUACCGCUCUUUGCAUGUCUCCCUUGCAGAGAAGGCAAACCCUACCCGCGAGGAGCUGGACCGCCUGCAGGGUCAGCAUGACCACCUUGAAGAAAUGAAGAAGGAAAUCUGGGAUGAAGAUCGUCGACUCAAGGCUCUUCGUUCCUAG